Silurus meridionalis is the source of this 1599-nucleotide messenger RNA. RefSeq lists its product as uncharacterized. Lineage: Eukaryota; Metazoa; Chordata; Actinopteri; Siluriformes; Siluridae. The record is from RefSeq and is a predicted model, not a curated record. The transcript has 7 exons. The coding region runs from base 113 to 865 and encodes 250 amino acids.
ACCGCCAUUUCCUUGUUGGCAAAUGAAGCGCCAUCUUAGAGCGAAAUAGGAGAAAAAAACGAUAAAGGCCUUCAGCGUGAAAAAAGACAAAAGUGUGACUUUCUCAACUGAAAUGGAAGAAAAAGAAAUGAAAAGAAGAACAAUGAAAAGAAAAGCCUCAGUCAUAAACGAUGUGCCAAUUAAAAGGUGCUGCCCAUGGAACGGUUGUGUUACAAAAUGGAAGAAGCCUCCAAAUUUGGGAUCAACAACUUUGCUGAUGUUGAUCAUCGGUCAUCAUCGUUCCUACAUGAAAGAGGCUUCAGGCUUAUACCAGUUUAUCAACACGUGUGUGCCAGAUUCAUUACUGGCUUUAUUUCAUAUACUUUUUAUUAAACAUUUACAUAUAAGAGCUCUACUAGUAUCCAAUUACUUUUUUAAAGUUCUAAUGGAUACUUUAAAUGAGGGAAAGUACACUUAUGCUAGAGCUCUUUGGAUUAAACAGCUGGAUGAUUCUUACAAACGCGAUCGUUACAGCACUAUAAAACAACAUUUCCCAAUUAUUGAUAAACUGGUAUGUGCUAAAGUUGAUUAUCAUCAGGAAACCCCUGAGGACCAUCCCAUAUAUAAAAAAACACUGGGAAAAUUUCGUCCAUUUGGUGACCUGAGAGCUUUGGGUGAUAAAGAAGAUCCAUCGAUUAUUCUGGUGCAUCGAGAUGUUCACAACCCUCGCUAUGAUCCUUGUCUGCGUUAUAAUCUACCAGUGGCUGUUGCAGAUGACAACAAAAGGUAUCUUUACAAAUUUAUCAAAAAGAAUAUAAUACUGUUAAUGUGGGGGCUUUUAACAAAGCUGUAUGGUAUUGUAAAUUGUAAAAAUAUCAUUGGAUAAUAACAUUGUGACAGAAAAAGAGAAAAUACUUUUCAUAUGAAUGUAUACAAUGAAUGUUAACAUUUAUUUGGGUAAAGUUUUUUUUUCCACAGAUUUAUUUUACUAGACAAUGUUACAUGUGGUACAAAACAGCAAUUGUUGAAUAUGUUAUAUUUACUGAGUCAUGUAUUUAUUGUCAUUGUACUGAUUACACACCUGACACUUGAGGAAACAGAAAGCUAACACAGACAUGUCACAACAGGAAGUGUACAUGUAAUCUUUUAUAAAAAAAAAAAAAAAAGUGUUUAUUUUUUGUCUUGUAUUUGUCUACAUGUCUACUGAUUCACUUUUUGUCAUUUUAGACCAAAAGCAUCAGAUAUUGCUGUUUAAAUUUACUGUUUAUGUGCAGUUUUCAGGAAGAGCAAUAAAGUUCAGCAUUACUCCAAGCACAUUCAAAUGAAUACAUUUACAUUUGUGGCAUUUAGCAGACACCAUUAUCCAGAGCGACGUAUGUACACCGGUACGCAAGAUUACAAACUUAAUAUAAAUCCUACAAAGCAAACAUGGAAAGUGCUAAUUUAAGCUUGAAGAUAGCCAGUGACGCCGCUGUACGGACAUCUAGGGUAAGUUCGUUCCUCCACCUCGGUGACAGAACAGAGAAGAGCCUUGAAGUUUACUUUCCUCUCAUUCUGAGAGAAGGUGGUACCAGUCGAGCAGUGCUGGAGGAUCUCAGACAGCGUGGUGCAGUGCGAGAU